Molecule: messenger RNA, 1681 nt
Organism: Puccinia graminis f. sp. tritici CRL 75-36-700-3
Lineage: Eukaryota; Fungi; Basidiomycota; Pucciniomycetes; Pucciniales; Pucciniaceae
Exons: 2
Coding region: 79-1533 (484 amino acids)
Cellular component (GO): nucleus
Molecular function (GO): zinc ion binding
Source: RefSeq, a predicted model, not a curated record
UGACUUUGUUAAGCCAGGGGUCAAGUUACAACAGGAAAAAGCAAACACCUGCCAUCAACCAAACAACUGUACCCACCAAUGACGACGAUGCCAAGCAGUACAAGUACAACGAGCCUACAAGCAGUCUCAAUCGAUCCAUCAAGAUUGAAAAAUGCUUUCGAUAUCCUCAACCAGAUCGAUUGUCUCCAACAGAACGACAUCAGGACUGCUCCAAAUAGUCAAAGCAUUACCAGCUCACCCAAAAAAAAUAUUAGUAGCUCCUCGAAUAGCCGAAUAAUUUCAACGCCAGCGCUAGAAGCGAUCCGAUCAUCGCGAAUAAACGGGCGAAGCAAAUCGAGUAGCAGCAAACGAGUGAAGACUGAACUGCGAACAAAGCUGAAUCCUCAAGGAAAAGUGAAUCCGGGCUCGCAGAUAGACUUCCUAGGACGACUGGAGACAUUCAAAUUAUCUAGCUAUCCGGCCGGCAAGCCGCGUGGGUUAUCUCCACCGAGUAUGGCCGCUCACGGCUGGACGAACGCGCAAAAGAAUCGACUGAAGUGCGUUUGUUGUGGAGCCACCUGGGUCCUUGCGACUCCCUCGAAGGGCGAUUGGGGCUCCUCCAGCGGCGCCCAACUAGUCACCUUGGGAAUCCGGAUGAGGACUGAACAACAUCGCAGCUCGUGUCCAUGGAGGAGCAGGAGCUGUCCUCCUUCCAUCUAUCACACCCCCCGCUGGAAGAGCAGUCGGGAAACUUUCGAGGCUCUUAUAAAGGUGGCAGUCGAGAUCUCCGACGCCUUAUUUUCCAACGCACGCACGGUCUUCCAGGUCCAACAUAAUCUCCCCGAUCGGGUCGUCACUACUCUUUCGAUUGCUCUCCAAACUGAAAACUCAUCCGGCUCGACACUCCCCUCUCGCAGCUGCCCGACCACCGACGCCUUGAUCUUGGCUCUCUUCGGCUGGUCUAUCAAACGAGUCCCGGCAGGGAGACGCGACUCCUCCCAGUCCAUGGCCGCCCUGCCGUCUAUUCAGGGGUCCAACCCAGCCUCAGGCCGGUCCACCACCUUACCCGAGUCCGACGACCUGCCCAGUCUACAUUGCAGACUGUGCCAUCGCCAAGCACUCCCGUCUCCCACAUCGACCAAAGCCUUCAACCCGGUCCACGAGCACCGCGAGUACUGUCCGUUCAUCGAUCCACACGCUGGCUUUGACCCCCCUCAAGGACCGUCGGCUGCAGCCGACUCGCGACCCGGAUGGCACGCCCGCCUCGAAGCUAUCCAGAACGUCCUCGACCGUCAGAACUUCUCCAUCUGCCCAUCCUCCUCCUCCUCCGACAGCCCCCAUCCUCUCCCUAACCAGUCUUACGUGACCCUCGAAAAUAUCGCCCGUCACUUCAACACCCGCCCCCCUGUCACACCCUCCGAUCAUCCGCUGGGAUCGGAGAAUACUCAUACCCCGGUGAAUCCAUCACGCGAUUCUUGCCCACAGAUCAACCUGUUAAACUUCGUCAAAGAAGUCUUGGUCGGCCCUCCAUCUCAACUUCUCUCAUCGGUUUAAUGAAAAUGGCCCUGUAUUCUGUUUACAUUCCAUAUUGUUGCCAUUUGUUGUGAUAUCUUGUGAAUUAGUCAUUUAUGGGAAAGAAAGGACAAGAAACAGAUACUUGCUCUGAGAUAUGCAUUUCAUCACUUGGGGCAAAGACAACAUG